This is a messenger RNA of Cavia porcellus (domestic guinea pig), 675 nucleotides long. Its product is annotated as prolactin-like. The coding region runs from base 1 to 675 and encodes 224 amino acids. Gene Ontology annotation, biological process: positive regulation of cell population proliferation; response to nutrient levels; female pregnancy. The transcript has 5 exons. The record is from RefSeq and is a predicted model, not a curated record. Gene Ontology annotation, molecular function: prolactin receptor binding; hormone activity. Gene Ontology annotation, cellular component: extracellular region. Lineage: Eukaryota; Metazoa; Chordata; Mammalia; Rodentia; Caviidae.
AUGGAUGCCAAGGGGACAGGGUCACUUCUAAUGCUGCUGUUGAUGUCAAGCCUGCUUCUGCAGAAGAAUGUGGCCACUCCAUCUAAAUGUAUUAGCAUAACAGGCCACCGGACUACCCUGCCACAUCUGCUUCAGCAUGCAGUCACUGUGUCUCAUUAUAUCCAUGUUCUCACUCUAGAACUCUACCAGGAUUUUAUAACACUGUACUCUCUGGACCAAGACUUCUAUUUAAAGAAUAUGAAAAGUUGUCAUACAACCUCUAUCACCAUACCCCUUGACAAGAAGCAGAUCCUGAAGAUGAAGGAGAAGGACAUAAUCAUCCUGGUAAUCUACUUGAUUCACUCCUGGGAUGAUCCCUUGAGCCAUCUCAAAACCCAAUCAGCUCGCCUCCCAAAAAUUCCCCAGAAUUUCAUGAUGAAAGCUGAGUUGAUCCAGGAGAAAAUGUACUAUCUUCUAGAAGGCCUGGAGAUCAUGGCCAAGCAGGUUGGCCUUCAAGUCACAGAUUAUAUGGACUAUGCUGUCUGGACUGGACUCCCAUCCCUACAGUCAGCUGAGGGAAAAUAUUUUAUUGAUACUUUUCAUCACCUGUGCCACUGCCUCCUUAGGGAUAUAUAUAAUGUGGACAGUUUCCUGAAGGUCUUAAAAGCCCAAGUAACCCAUGAUAGGCACAGCUAA